Messenger RNA from Lottia gigantea (owl limpet), 204 nucleotides. RefSeq lists its product as hypothetical. Lineage: Eukaryota; Metazoa; Mollusca; Gastropoda; Lottiidae. Gene Ontology annotation, cellular component: myosin complex; vesicle; cytoplasm. Gene Ontology annotation, molecular function: microfilament motor activity; actin filament binding; ATP binding. The transcript has a single exon. The record is from RefSeq and is a predicted model, not a curated record. The annotation marks the transcript as partial. Gene Ontology annotation, biological process: actin filament organization; vesicle transport along actin filament.
GAAUCUUUGAACAAAUUGAUGAAGAACUUGUACAGUACUCAUCCUCAUUUUGUACGUUGUAUUAUUCCUAAUGAAUUUAAACAACCUGGUGAGGUCGAUGCUCAUUUGGUUCUUCACCAGCUUCAAUGUAAUGGUGUAUUGGAAGGUAUCCGUAUUUGCCGAAAAGGAUUCCCCAAUAGAUUGGUUCACUCUGAAUUCAAGCAA